AGCAGCGCCACCUUGGCAUCAUUCUCACGUUAUUCCAAAGUUUUCGUUUGUUAUUUGACAGUCGUGACUGGUGACUUUUUUGAUAGGCCGACUUUUCACUCUGAUUUGCAACAUUUUCUGUUGAAAAUGGGUCAAAAUCAGUCGGGACCCGGCGGAAGCGACAAGAAGGACGACAAAGACAAAAAGAAGAAGUAUGAACCACCGAUUCCCACCCGUGUUGGCAAGAAGAAGCGCCGGACGAAGGGGCCCGACACCGCUCUGAAACUGCCCGCGAUAACGCCACACACGAGAUGUAGACUGAAGCUGCUCAAAUUGGAAAGAAUCAAGGAUUACUUGCUGAUGGAGGAAGAGUUCAUUCGUAACCAGGAGAGACUCAAGCCUCAGGAGGAAAAGAAUGAGGAGGAGAGGUCCAAAGUUGAUGAUCUCAGAGGUACACCAAUGUCAGUUGGCACCCUGGAGGAAAUCAUUGAUGAUAACCAUGCAAUUGUAUCAACAUCAGUAGGCAGUGAACACUAUGUAAGCAUCUUAUCCUUUGUGGAUAAGGAUCAACUUGAGCCAGGCUGUUCAGUGCUGCUCAACCACAAGGUCCAUGCUGUUGUGGGUGUCUUAGGAGAUGAUACAGACCCAAUGGUGACUGUAAUGAAGCUGGAGAAAGCCCCUCAAGAAACCUAUGCAGACAUUGGUGGCUUGGACACUCAAAUCCAAGAAAUCAAAGAAUCUGUUGAGUUGCCACUCACACAUCCUGAGUAUUAUGAAGAAAUGGGCAUCAAACCACCAAAAGGUGUUAUUCUUUAUGGUCCUCCAGGCACAGGGAAAACCCUACUGGCUAAAGCAGUGGCAAAUCAAACCUCUGCCACAUUUUUACGCGUGGUCGGCUCCGAACUUAUUCAAAAAUACCUUGGUGACGGCCCCAAACUCGUAAGAGAAUUAUUCAGAGUCGCCGAAGAACACGCGCCGAGUAUCGUCUUCAUCGAUGAAAUCGACGCUGUUGGAACAAAGCGCUACGACUCCAAUUCGGGCGGCGAGCGUGAAAUUCAAAGAACCAUGUUGGAGUUGCUCAACCAACUCGACGGAUUUGAUUCACGUGGUGAUGUGAAAGUCAUCAUGGCGACUAAUCGUAUUGAAACCUUAGAUCCAGCUUUGAUUCGUCCGGGUCGUAUUGAUCGUAAAAUCGAAUUUCCUUUGCCUGAUGAGAAGACAAAGCGGCGUAUUUUCAACAUUCAUACGUCACGCAUGACUCUUGCUUCUGAUGUGAAUCUGCAGGAGUUGAUCAUGGCUAAGGAUGAUUUAUCUGGAGCGGAUAUUAAAGCCAUUUGCACUGAGGCGGGACUCAUGGCGUUGCGUGAGCGUAGGAUGAAGGUGAUGAAUGAAGAUUUUAAGAAAUCGAAGGAGAGUGUGUUGUAUCGCAAGAAGGAGGGCACGCCGGAAGGACUUUAUUUGUAAAAUCAUUUUUGUGUGUGUUCCAAGACAAGUUUUUCUAACUUAGCUUAAAAUUUUUGAUUUAUGGAAUGAUAGUUCCUUAAAUAUAAAUAUCUUAACAUAA
Dalotia coriaria is the source of this 1543-nucleotide messenger RNA. It is a transcript of the gene Rpt2, whose product is annotated as 26S proteasome regulatory subunit Rpt2. Lineage: Eukaryota; Metazoa; Arthropoda; Insecta; Coleoptera; Staphylinidae. Gene Ontology annotation, cellular component: proteasome regulatory particle, base subcomplex. The record is from RefSeq and is a predicted model, not a curated record. Gene Ontology annotation, biological process: proteasome-mediated ubiquitin-dependent protein catabolic process. Gene Ontology annotation, molecular function: ATP binding; ATP hydrolysis activity; proteasome-activating activity. The transcript is spliced from 2 exons. The coding region runs from base 127 to 1443 and encodes 438 amino acids.